Panicum hallii is the source of this 2071-nucleotide messenger RNA. RefSeq lists its product as uncharacterized. Gene Ontology annotation, biological process: endoplasmic reticulum tubular network organization. The transcript has 4 exons. Gene Ontology annotation, cellular component: endoplasmic reticulum tubular network. The record is from RefSeq and is a predicted model, not a curated record. NCBI's taxonomy places the organism in Eukaryota, Viridiplantae, Streptophyta, Magnoliopsida, Poales, Poaceae. Bases 73 to 1350 code for a protein of 425 amino acids.
UGCUUAGAUUCUUUUCUUUUUAUUUUGAUAAACGGGACGGCCGCCGCCCCGCCGCCGGAGGAGAGCGCGCGCAUGGCCGCCACCCCCGAUCGCUCCCUCAGCUUCCUCUCCGCCCUCUACUCCCGCCUCCGCGCCGCCGCCUCCGCUUGGCGCCGCAAGGAUGCCCACACCCACACCCACACCCACACCCACACCCACACCCACCUGGGUCAGGAGGCAACCGUCGCCCGCCGACCGGGGGCGCCGCCGCCGCGCCGCUUCGGUCGGAACCUCGCCUUCGUCUCCUUCAACCUCGAGCUGCUGCUCUUUGUUUAUGCAUUCUGGAGGGCGAGAAGAUGGAAUUUCAACUGGAGGCAACCUCUUCAACUGCUGCUCAUGCUUGUAAUCCCUGCUCUAGCUACGCUCAUUUACGCUGCCUUUGUACGCUUCACCAGAACGCUUGAUCCCAAGGACAAGAAAACGCUCCAGCACCAAAAUGACUCUCUACAAAGGGGGUCCGCCUCUCACCACAACCGCCAAAGCAGUGCCAAAAAAUGUGAUCCUAUGGAUGAUGCUACCAAUUUUUCAUCCGAUACUGAUCCCGCAGAAACUUCUAAGCUUGGAAAACACCAUAGUUCGAGUGUUAACUUGAGAGAUGAUGGUGGAGGGGAUGUCUCUUGGGGCCAUAGCAAGCCAAUGCGUUCUGAUAAAACACACAUAACCAACAGUAGCGCAUUCCGACAACUAAUCAAUUGGUCAUCCGAGCAUUUAUCUGAUAACCCGGAGGACCCAAAUCAUCUGGAGGGGACUACCGCGGAACACCAUAGCAACUCAGGAGCUGAUGGUGCGGUUUGCUCUACUUCGCAGAGAAGCUCAUUAUUACGUGGUUGCAGUAUUGUUCACAUAGUUUCAAAUGCCACGGUUCAUGCUGACUUUAGUUCAUCAAUGAAUUGCCCAAAAUCAAAUGGAUGUCUGGCUGAAGAAGAUGCUGUGCAAACAGCACCGACUGCGCCCAAAUCAGACCUAGAGUUGCGUCAUGAGGGAGUUGAGAAUGAAUCUUCCAAGUUCAGUUUAGCAGAGGACAACUGGAUGCCCUUCAUUUCGGAGAAGGAGCUUUUAGCGAGUUCAUAUGCAGUAAAAAAUAUUGAGCCUCAUUCGGGGACUUCAGGAUUCACCUUAUGCAGUGAAGAGACUGAGAAAGAGGACGUUGCUGGAGGUUUCUGCUUUGUUAAGAUCAGUCCUGAGUUGAGCUUCUUAUCCCCUUCAGAGUUAGUUGUGGAGGGUGGCAAGGAUACCAGCGAGAAAAAAUCACUUGAGUUAGACAAAAAGGAUGGGAACAAUGUAGCUGACAAUUCAGAGGAGGCUUGUUGAGUAUGUCUCUAGUCAAUACUGCUGAACUGGACCAUGGAACUGAAGGUUUCUCUUUGCACCCUCAAGAUUCCAAUAUGAUGGAGGUUCCUGCAGUUACCAAUAUUUUUUCUGUUACUCCUGAAUUAAACCACCCAGCAUCUCUGGAAUUACCUGCAGAGAAUUAUGGGGACUCCAAUGAUGCUCAAACAUGUGAUGUGCACUUACUGGAGCAGAAAGGCCAGGAAGAUUUUCUGGAUCCACUUGUGGUCGAUUCUUUUGAGGACUCAUUUGCUACAUCAGAAUUUUUGUCGCGCAGUGCAGGUGCUGAGAUGACCGAAGUUCUGGGUGUUGUCAAGGAAGGUUUGUCUGAGGGGGCAUCUAACCAUCAAAAUGAUGUUGUCGCUCCUUCAGCAGAUGGCCGUGAUGCUGAGAAUGCGAUAAGCUAUUCAGUGUCUGUCGAACUCAUCCCAGAACCCAACAUAAUGGAAGCUCUUCAAAACGGUCAGGAAACAUCAUCUGAUCCAAUACACCACAGCAGUUUUCGUUCAGGGAUUUUCUUAUCUUCAAAUGAGAUUAGUAAUUGUGAAGCUUAUUCAAGUAACUCAAAUUCUUACACUUUAUAUGCCAACUCAAUGGAAAAUGAAGAACUUCUUGCUAGUAAAGGAGGAGGUUCUGUUUCUAAAGAUGAAAUGAACAUUGCUUUUCUGGACGCUUUCAUCUUGCUAGAAUAGGUUAAAAGUGG